This is a messenger RNA of Phragmites australis (common reed), 1971 nucleotides long. Its product is annotated as hexokinase-3. Gene Ontology annotation, cellular component: mitochondrion; cytosol. Lineage: Eukaryota; Viridiplantae; Streptophyta; Magnoliopsida; Poales; Poaceae. Gene Ontology annotation, molecular function: glucokinase activity; mannokinase activity; fructokinase activity. The record is from RefSeq and is a predicted model, not a curated record. The coding region runs from base 36 to 1847 and encodes 603 amino acids. Gene Ontology annotation, biological process: glycolytic process; glucose 6-phosphate metabolic process; intracellular glucose homeostasis. The transcript has 10 exons.
UGGAGCGACCAAGCAGGUGGUGCCGCAAAGCAGGAAUGGACGAAACAAAGAGGGUGAAAGCAAAAGAAAUCCCCGCAUCAAUAAAAUACGAAGCCCAGCCACGCUCUCGCCUCCUCCCCCUCCCCCUUCUCUCCCCCUUCCCUUCCCUUCGCUUCUCUCUCCUUUCCCCACUAGCGCCGCCUUGCGCGCCGCUCUGUUCCAUCCCAUUCGCCAUUCCGUCGCGCGCACCGCCGGCUGGGCGCCGCGUCCUGGGCGAGCGGGCGUGGGGUGGAUUUGUGGUUCCAGGACGGCAGGAGAGAGCGCCCUGGGAUGGCGUGAUCGGCCCGCGCGCGUUGGAGGGGUGGGCGGGGAUGGGGAGGGUGGGGCUCGGGGUGGCGGUGGGGUGCGCGGCGGUGACGUGCGCGAUCGCCGCGGCGCUGGUGGCGCGCAGGGCUUCGGCGCGCGCGCGGUGGCGGCGGGCGGUGGCGCUCCUGCGCGAGUUCGAGGAGGGCUGCGCCACGCCGCCAGCGCGCCUGCGGCAGGUCGUCGACGCCAUGGUCGUCGAGAUGCACGCAGGGCUCGCGUCCGACGGCGGGAGCAAGCUCAAGAUGCUGCUCACCUUCGUCGACGCGCUCCCCACCGGAAAUGAAGAAGGCAUCUAUUAUGCCAUUGAUCUUGGAGGAACAAACUUUAGAGUGCUGAGAGUAGAAGUUGGUGCUGGGUCCGUGGUCAUCGGUCGGAAGGUUGAACAUCAACCCAUCCCUGAGGAAUUGACGAAGGGUACAAUCGAGGAUGUAUUCAACUUUGUUGCCUUGGCACUAAAGAAUUUUGUGGAAAGAGAAGAUGGAAAAGAUGAAACAAGGGCACUUGGUUUUACAUUUUCUUUCCCUGUUAGACAAACUUCAGUGUCUUCAGGGUCAUUAAUUAGGUGGACUAAAGGGUUUUCUAUUGAAGAUGCGGUUGGUAAAGACGUUUCUCAAUGUUUAAAUGAAGCAUUAGCUAGGACUGGACUAAAUGUGCGAGUCACUGCACUGGUGAAUGACACUGUGGGGACAUUAGCUCUAGGGCAUUAUUAUGACGAGGAUGCAGUGGCUGCUGUGAUCAUUGGGGCUGGCACCAAUGCUUGCUAUAUUGAACGGACUGAAUCAAUUAUUAAAUGCCAGGGUCUUCUUACAAACUCCGGGGGCAUGGUAGUAAACAUGGAAUGGGGCAAUUUCUGGUCAUCACAUUUGCCAAGAACUCCUUAUGACAUCUCCCUGGAUGAUGAGACACAAAAUCGCAAUGAUCAGGGCUUUGAAAAAAUGAUCUCUGGGAUUUAUCUUGGAGAAAUUGCAAGACUGGUGCUCCAUCGAAUGGCUCUGGAAUCAGAUGUUUUUGGUGACGCAGCUGAUAGUCUAUCUGCCCCCUUUACAUUGAGCACGCCACUUCUGGCUGCAAUUCGCGAGGACGAUUCACCGGAUCUGAGCGAAGUCAGAAGAAUACUGCAAGAACAUCUGAAGAUACCCGACGCUCCUCUGAAAACUCGUAGGCUCGUUGUCAAAGUUUGCGACAUCGUCACCCGGAGAGCUGCCCGUCUGGCCGCCGCUGGGAUCGUUGGGAUCCUGAAAAAGCUCGGCCGGGACGGGAGCGGCGUGGCUUCAAGUGGAAGAACGCGAGGCCAGCCGAGGCGGACGGUGGUCGCGAUCGAGGGCGGUCUAUACCAAGGCUACCCAGUGUUCAGGGAGUACCUAGAUGAAGCCCUGGUGGAGAUCUUGGGGGAGGAGGUGGCGCGGACGGUGACGCUGAGGGUGACGGAGGAUGGGCCGGGGAUCGGAGCUGCCCUCCUCGCCGCCGUACAUUCGUCGAAUAGGCAACAAGGUUCCAUAUAGUGAGACAUGAGAAAUCUUUUGUCCUGCGUUUUAGAUUAUAUUUGGUAUAGUUCUAGCUUUAAGAUUUCUUAGAGCAAGGGAUCUCUAUUUUCAGAAGUUCAUGAAGCUAGAGCUGAAGUUACAC